Messenger RNA from Fonsecaea erecta, 615 nucleotides. RefSeq lists its product as hypothetical. Gene Ontology annotation, biological process: fatty acid biosynthetic process; secondary metabolite biosynthetic process. The transcript has a single exon. Gene Ontology annotation, molecular function: fatty acid synthase activity. The record is from RefSeq and is a predicted model, not a curated record. Bases 1 to 615 code for a protein of 204 amino acids. NCBI's taxonomy places the organism in Eukaryota, Fungi, Ascomycota, Eurotiomycetes, Chaetothyriales, Herpotrichiellaceae.
AUGGCAACACCCUAUCUUGACGAGAAUUUAGCCACAGCUCACUUCUUCAGCCCGAGCGAAGCCACAAAACCAUUCGACACGAAUGGGGAUGGAUAUUACAGAGGUGAGCGUGUCAGCUUGGUCGUGCUCAAAAACCGUUUCGACGCCCUUGCGGACAACGACAAUGCGCUGGAUGUCAAUACCGUUCUUCAUUCCGACUUUCAAAGUGAACUAUACCACCGCGUGCCAAAGGAGGCCGGCAAUUUCCCCCAAGAUAUCCACCUUGUGGAAGCUCACAGGACUGGCAUACUAGUGAGUGGCCUUUUCGAAACGGAGAGUAUCAGGAACAUCUUAAGAGGCCCAGAGAGGAGUGCACCGUUCUUUAUGUCAUCUAGCAAUAUAGGUUAUCUCGAAGGUGCCUCCGGCGUUGCUGGGCUCAUCAAAGCUAUCCUGCAGAUGGAACACCGCACUGCGUGCGUGCACGCCUCGUUUCAAACACUGAAUCCUAAAAUCCCAGUUCUUGAGCCAGAGAACUUCAGCAUACCAACGUCGAAUCGGCCUCGGUCAGGAAACAUCUUGACCGCUUGUAUCAACAACUAUGGUGCUGUCGGCAACAACGCUGCCAAUGCUUGUUGA